AUAAUCUUUUAUAGAGAAUCUUUAGGGGGCUAUAAUGGGAUGAUGAAAACAUUUUAUUUUUUAUUGUUCUAUUUCUUUAGUAUUAAUCAAUGUUUUAAAUUUCCAAAAACUUAUCCAAACGUGCACUUCUAUGAGAAUGAGGUGAGUACAAUGAUUCUGUUAUGGAAAAAUGUUAAUAUUGAUCCUAUUUUCGUUCAGUUCUCACAUUCCGAAAAUAUUUAUCAUCAUUUUAACAAACGAUCUACGGAACUGCAGAAUUUGAGAAUAAGCGUUGAAUACGACGAUAGCGUAAAGAAAUUAGGAAAUCAAAAAGAAAACCUUGUUAAGAAUACUCUAAUUGAAGAGGCCAUUAAAUUUUGGAACAAAGCUUUAAAAGUCAAAAAGCCACUAAAGAAAUUGCUGCUCACUAGGUUAUGCAAAUCAAAUAGGAUUGUUUUUGAAAAAGGGAAGCCUGAAUUCUCCUGCUUAGAUGGUUGUAAAGAGAUAUCUUCUUGUGGUAAUAUUUCCAUUCCAGAAUAUCAUUUAAAAAAAUGUCGGGUUGCAAAAAAAGUACAAAAUUGGUACGAGACACACGAAGAGGGAACCGAAGGUUCGGGAAUAUUGGACAGAGAUUUUAUCUUAUAUGUUUCCGCGAAAGAAACUAAUAGGUGUGGAGAAAGGGAUACUAUUGCCUAUGCCGCCUUCUGCCAUCAAGAUGCGUUAACCGAUAGGUAG
Dimorphilus gyrociliatus is the source of this 714-nucleotide messenger RNA. Lineage: Eukaryota; Metazoa; Annelida; Polychaeta; Dinophilidae. The record is from the annotation of a GenBank genome assembly.